Messenger RNA from Closterium sp. Naga37s-1, 1734 nucleotides. Lineage: Eukaryota; Viridiplantae; Streptophyta; Zygnematophyceae; Desmidiales; Closteriaceae. The record is from the annotation of a GenBank genome assembly.
AUGUACGAAAACAAGGAGGAAAACAAGAGCAUGAAACGAGGGGCGGCUGCUGCAGCACUCGACUCCGUGCUGGGCGCGGUCACUGCUUGUGCGGAGAAGAAGGGGAAGAUAACAGAAUUCUUCGGCGACGAGGCAACGUGCGCCAAGGAGGACGCGGAUAACGCGCUUUGCCUAAUGAUCUCGGCGCUGAAGCUUCCAGAGCGCAUCGUGGAUGAUCCGGUCUUCCGCUACGCGGUCCAGUGCUUUGCGCGCGCGGGACCGGGGUAUGUUCCCCCCAAGAGGGGCUACGUUGGAGGGGCGGGCUUGAAGAAAGUGCGGCAGAAAAUGGAGGCAGCGCUCGCCCCCGUUGCCGCGAGCUGGAAGCGGGACGGUGUCACCGUGUCGUCGGACAUGAUGACCGACCGUUGUGGCCGCCCGCAGGCCAACAUACUCCUUGUCAACGACUCCGGCGCAGUUUUCGAGCAGGCCGUGGACUGCAACACGGAGUCGAAGACGGGGGGGUACAUCGCCAGCCUUCUCCGCCCCGUCAUUGAUAAGGUGGGGCCGGAGAAUGUGGUGGCGGUCUGCACCGAUGGCGGCAGCAACUAUGCAUCGGCAGCGCGGAAGAUUGCGGGCACAUGGCCGCACAUUGAGCAUGUGCCAUGUGCCACGCAUGUCCUGGACCUGUUAAAGGAAGAUGUGGGCAAAAUGGGAUGGGCGAAGGGGCUUGUGGAGAAAGGAGGGGAGAUGAUUACCUUCGUGCGCAACCACCACUUCACCCGUGCCUAUAUGAAGAAAGUGGGGGGGAAGCAGGUGCUCAAGCCGGCGGGAACCAGGUUCGGGACACAAUACAUAGCCAUGGCCCGGCUAUGUGAGGUGAGGAGUGGGCUGGCGGCGAUGGUGCUCAGCGACGAGUGGAAGGUGUGGGCAGCGGGGGACAAGGAUAGGAAGACUGCAGCCGAGAAAUUCAGGGCUGCUGUGAUGGAUGAGGAGUGGUGGGGGGUGGCGGAGUUCUUUUCCUCUCUCAUGGCGGUGCCAUUCAAGGCCAUGCGGGCCACGGACUCUUCCGCGAAAGGCAUGAUGGGUAAGCUGUAUGACAUUAUGCUACAGCUUACCGAGGACAUCAAUGACAAGCUCGACGCUUCAGGCGACUUCUUGACUCGGACAGAGAGGGCAGACAUCACCAAGAUUGUGAAGGACAGGCGCGGCAAGGAUGGUGCCCCUCGCCGCGCCUCCCUUGUGCUGCAGGAGGCAUUGCUGGCCUACAUCAACUUGGAGGGCAGUUUUGGCAAGCCGAGCGCCAUAGCUGCAAGGGAGGCAGUGAAGAAAGGGGAGAUGAGCAUGGUGCAGUGGUGGUCGUGGCACAGCACCGAGUACCCUGAGCUUGCCACCCUCGCAUGCCGGAUUCUCACUCAGCCCGUCUCGGCUUCUUCAUGCGAACGUGGCUGGGCGCAGUGGGAAGGCGUCCACACUGCCCGCCGCAACCGCCUCGGGUCCGCCAAGUGUGCGGACCUGGUUUACAUUGCGCACAACUGGAACGUUGUGCGCAAUUGGUACAACAAGGAUGGGGCCAGCACGGUUGUGCCCGGGAACAUCCCGGAUGCCCCUAUCCCCCGCGGCUACAACAUGGACGAGGAGGAGGAGGAUGACCUGCUGGGGGGGGAAGGAGAUGAUGCAGUGCUUGCGGAUGAGUAUGGGGAAGGGGUGGUGGUGGAAAAGCCCCGCAAGGAAAUAGGCUGUGGGGAAGCUCGCUAG